Messenger RNA from Mya arenaria, 4660 nucleotides. RefSeq names its product CD109 antigen-like. Lineage: Eukaryota; Metazoa; Mollusca; Bivalvia; Myida; Myidae. The record is from RefSeq and is a predicted model, not a curated record. Gene Ontology annotation, cellular component: extracellular region. The coding region runs from base 124 to 4557 and encodes 1477 amino acids. The transcript is spliced from 34 exons. Gene Ontology annotation, molecular function: endopeptidase inhibitor activity.
GCAUAAACAAAUUAUCCUUUAAACGGACGAGUCCUCUUCCGCGAAUUAAGUAUAAACAUCCGUGUCACUUGUAUAAAAGGAACACUGAUAUAAGUGGUGGUAUUAUUAAUUGUUCUCGUCAAGAUGAGGCAUAAAGACUCUAUGUUCGUCGUGGGGGUGAUAACUCUGCUCCAAAUUGCCUACAGCAAUGCUGCAAAUUCAUUCAUAUUCGUGUCACCUAAUGUGUUCCGACCUGGGCACGAGUAUAUCGUGCACGGGAAGCUGCUGGCGACCCCGUCCGGCCCCGUCACAAUCACCGCCAAGCUGUUCGGCAAGGAGACGGUGGCCCUUGGAUCCAGGACAACACAGGAUCAGUCCGAUAUACAGAUAAAUCUCCAGAUCCCUGUGAACGUGACGGCUGACAGUUUCCGGUUGGAGGUAAGCGGGACGGGCGGGCUGACCUUCAGGGAGGUCAAGGACGUCUCCCUUGAAACCAAGGUCAUCGACCUGUACCUACAGACCGACAAACCUAUCUACAAGCCGGGACAAACAGUGCAUUUCCGUGUGUUUGGAAUUACCUCGAAUCUUCGAGUGGUCUUCGACAAACUGAAAGUCGAACUGUUUGACCCCAAAGGUAACAAGAUAAACCAGUGGUCAGUAAGCGAGGCUGAACUGACCAGUGUGGGCGGUGUUUACGUCCAGGAGCAGGCCAUGUCUGACCAGCCAAUCCUCGGCACCUGGAAAAUCAAGGCAAAGCUCCUCUCAUAUGAGGGCGGCUUUCAGGAGAAGACGUUUGUUGUUGACGAAUACGUGCUACCCAAGUUUGAGGUAAAGCUUGACCUUCCGGCCUUUGGACGGACCCAGGAGAAGGACUUUACGGGAAAUAUCAAAGCCACAUACACGUUCGGGAAGCCGGUGAAAGGCGAGGUGGAGCUCCGUAUCCAACCCGUUUUUGAGCGCUUCGAUUGGCAGAACAAUGCGAGGGUCAAAGUCAGCUCAGAGAUAGAGAUGAAAUUCCCGAUCAACGGCAAGGCGAGUUUCACGGUGGCUACGUCCCGUCUUGAGGAAGAAGCACGUUUUCUGGACGGCUACACGCUCGUUUUUGAGGCAAACGUCACCGAGGGUGUUACAAAACUGCGACAGAACGAUUCGCAAGAAUUGACCUUCUACCGACAACCGAUACAACUCGAGUUUCCUAAAUCACUGCCGGAAACUUUCAAGCCGGGAAUGACAUACGACGCUGUGGUAAAGGUAUCCCAGCGUGACGGAUCACCCCCAGACGCGGUGAACGGGGAGCUCAGGGUCACCAUCACCGAGUACCGAAAACCCUUACCAGUCCGGCCAAAGCAGGAAACUCUAAGCCGGUCCAAUCUCCCAGGUUCCCUAUCUGACUUCCGGAAACGGUUCAUGCAUCCGCUGCCACCACCUAGACGGCGAACGGAGUCUAAGCGCCUCCCUCCCGUUUCCUACACGAUCCCGGCCGACGGCAUCGUGGAGUUCUCUUUCUCAACAGACACCCGCCUAGAGAACGUCAAAGUCAUGGCGGAAUAUAACGACGCGUCUGUAUCGCGGACGUUCAAGAGGCGGCAUUCCCCGAGUGACAACUUCCUGCAGCUCCGGUCCACCACCCUCAACCCAACGGCUUGGCAGGAUGCUGAGUUUCACAUCAAGGCCACAGAACGAGUCGCUCAUCUGACUUACCAGGUUUACUCCCGUGGGACGUUAGUGGACGCUGGUAAAAUUCUGGUGAGCGGGAAGGAGACCACGUGGCGUCUUCCGGUGAUGUCAAGCAUGGCGCCACGUGCGCGUGUGGUCGCCUUCUACGUUCGAAAGAACGGCGAAGUGGUUGCCGACUCUUUAACAAUUAAUGUGGAAGGCGUCUUUGAAAACAAGGUCAGCGUUAGUUUCAACAAGACAGAAGCGCAACCUGCUGACAAAAUACGUUUUGACGUGAAAGCCGACGUAGGUUCCACUGUCAACGUUCUGGGCGUCGACAAGAGCGUGCUGUUACUUGGAACAGGAAAUGAUAUCACUACGUCUCAGGUUAUCGGUGAUUUGAGCGACUACUCCUUAAAGUCGAAGCGGACCAGAAUACGGCCGGUGUGUGAUUGGUUCUGCUUCCGGUGGCCCGUUUCCGUUGGCGGCGUGGACACCAAGGACAUAUUUGACGAUGCUGGUGUUCUUGUUUUUACCGACGCCGAAAUAUAUGAGCAUCCUGAACCGGAAAUCCUACCAGUCCCAAUGGAGUGGAUGCGGAGAAGUCGUAGACCGAUGUUGGCGAUGGGCGACAUAGAAAGAAUUCCUGGAAUGGCGCCGUCAAUGAUCCUCAUGAAAUCCGCAAUCCCUACAGCUGUGCCUUCGGCUGAGCUGGUGCCGGUACAGCGGACCCGUAAACUAUUCCCGGAGACAUGGUUGUGGCGCAGCGAGAAAGUCGAGUCGAAUGGGUUUGCACGUAUCGAGGAGACGGUCCCUGACACCAUCACGUCCUGGAUCGCCACGGCCUUCGCCGUCCACCCAGACACCGGCCUCGGGGUAGCACCAGAAUCCGCACAGCUGCAAGUGUCCCUGCCGUUUUUCGUGGCAGUGAACAUGCCUUACUCCGUGAUUCGGGGCGAGAAGGUCAUACUGCAGGUCAACAUUCACAACUACCGAGCUAUACCACUCUCGACACACGUGAUCUUGGAGAAGAGCGAGGAGUUUGACAAUAUCAUUAUUGACGGGACAAAUCAGUCCAGAGCGUCGGUUGAAGUGCGCAGAAUCAUAUCGGUGGGUUCGGACGAGGUUGUGGCUGUGUAUUUCCCGAUAGUGGCCAAGACGAUCGGCUUGAUCGACAUCUCUGUGAGGGCCCAGACCACGAUCAGCGCGGACGCAGUGCACAAGAAACUACUCGUAGAGGCGGAGGGUACCCCGCGCGAAUACAACGUCCCGUUUGUGGUGGAUCUGAAAACCACUGGAACACAGACCAAUACUGUUAACGUAGAGUACCCCCUGCGGACGGUGGUCGGCUCUGAAAGGGUCAAGGUCACGGCCGUGGCGGAUCUGAUGGGCCCAAGUAUCAGCGGCCUUGACAAGCUGCUCAGGCUGCCUACCGGAUGUGGAGAACAAAACAUGAUCAAAUUCGCCCCAAACAUUUUCAUCAUUAAGUACCUGGAGGCGACUGAUAACCUCGACGCAACCAUCAUGAACAAAGCAAAGAAGUUUAUGGAAACAGGUUACCAACGCGAGCUGACGUACAGCCACAGUGACGGCUCGUUCAGCGCGUUCGGGGACAGUGACAAGUCCGGCAGCACGUGGCUAACGGCCUUCGUGGUAAAGUCGUUCGUACAAGCCAUGGACUACGUGUUUGUCGACGAGAAAGUUAUCCACAAGGCCGUGGACUGGCUCACUGAACAGCAGAAUGCGAACGGCACCUUUAAUGAACCGGGAAGGGUGAUACACAAGGAAAUGCAGGGUGGCUCCAUAGGAGGACAGACUUCCCUUACAGCGUACGUGCUGAUAUCUUUACUGGAGGCCAGAUCCGUACAGGGGGUGGCCAUUAAAAUCUCUGCAGCCCAAGCGAAAUCCCAGACAUACCUCGAAGGGCAAAUAAGUCAGAUAACGAAUGUGUAUGACCUUGCGAUUGUCGGAUACGCCCUCCAAAUGGCCGGCAGUUCCAAGGCCAACGAUGUGUGGACCAAGUUGGAUAACAAAACCAUCGAGCAAGACGGUACUAAACACUGGGAGAAGGCUAGCCAGACCACCACGGAAAGCAAACCGUGGGAGAGCCGGACCGGGAAGGCGGUGAAUGUGGAAAUUACGUCAUACGCGCUCCUGACACUCGCCCAGCGGAAGGACACCGCCAUCGGCGUACAGGUGCUCAAGUGGCUGACCACCCAGAGGAACGCGCAUGGAGGAUUCCACUCAACACAGGACACAGUGAUAGCCCUACAGGGUCUUUCGGAGAUCGCAGCCCUCUUAUUUUCAAAGCAGUUUGCCAUGACAAUCGACAUCUCGGGAAAAGGAUAUGAAAACUCUAUAACCAUCGAUAGCACGAACGCCCGCGUUCUGCAGACUAGAGAUCUGCCAGCAGACGUCGGGCUUGUAACCAUAACGGCAACCGGGAUGGGACUUGCACUGGUACAGGUGGAGGUAUCGUACAACAUUGACGACGAUGACCAGAAGAAGAGUUUCAAACUCAAUGUGAACGUUCCCAGGGAAACCGCCAACGAAUUCGAAGUCAAUGUCUGUGCAAGUUGGCAAGAGGAAGGUUCAAGUUCGAUGGCGCUGAUUGAGAUUGGCAUGCCAUCCGGGUUCUCCGUAGAUGCCGGCGGCAUUGUGUCCAAGCCACAACACAAACGUAUCGAGUUUGAGUCCCGCAAAAUCGUCAUCUACUUUGCUGAGAUCGGGUCAGGCGGCACGUGCGUGUCGGCGACCAUGUACCGGUCUGGUCUCGUGGCGGGCGCCCAACCCGUCGCCGUCGCCGUCCUGGACUACUAUGACCCAGGUAAACAAGUGACGGAGUUCUACGUGCCGAAGGCGGUGAGCGGGUCGGAGGUUUGCGAUGUAUGUGGAGCGGAGUGUGACUUCUGUCGUCCCUAGAUGUCCAACAGACAGUCCAUGAUUGCAGAAAAUAAUUAUUUAUCCAUCUCUUGCUUUUAAAUAUCUUACAUGUAUAUUUUGUUUUCAAUAAAUAUUAUGUUUU